Pestalotiopsis fici W106-1 is the source of this 1596-nucleotide messenger RNA. RefSeq lists its product as uncharacterized. The transcript is spliced from 3 exons. The record is from RefSeq and is a predicted model, not a curated record. NCBI's taxonomy places the organism in Eukaryota, Fungi, Ascomycota, Sordariomycetes, Amphisphaeriales, Sporocadaceae. The coding region runs from base 1 to 1596 and encodes 531 amino acids.
AUGCCCAGCCCGUCGAGGGCCCAGGUCACGACAUCGCCGAGGAUCACGACGCCGGCAACGGCCCACGCCCAACAUUUCAACACGGAAGAUUUCAUCAUGGGCCCAGAUACAUGUGGUUUUACCACGGGGACGACGAUCACAUGUAGCAAUCCAUCCGACUACUGCCAGAAUAUUGGCCAUUAUCGUGGCUGCUGUGCGGGUGAGCUCGAUCAGUGCAGUGCCACAGUCUACACAACAUGUCAGGAAGGGUUGGCCGAUGCUUACCAAGCUCAUGUUUUGUAUUGCACCGGUGACUCACCAGCUUGUAUGACGCAUUAUUUCACCACGGAAGACAGCCCCGGCAGCACAUAUACCAACGUGGCUUGCGGGACGAGUGAUGUGUUUGGACAGCUGUACCCAUAUCCGCCCGAGUUGAUGCCCACGACUUCGGCAGCGGCACAUCCGAAAAACAGCACCACGCCCUCCUACGACGACGAUUCAAAUGGGAAUAAGCCUGUAUCAACUGGCGCAAUAGUUGGUGCCAUUGUCGGCGCCAUCGUCCUCGUCAUCCUGCUCAUCAUCUCCACAGUCCUGAUUGCGAGGCGAAAGAAGCUGCAAGCGCACCUCAACACUUCUGCCGCGGCGGCGGCCAUGAAUGUAAAAAAUGGAAGAAAAGUCGCAUCGGACAAUCCGGACGCCCUCCCUGCCAUGCCGACCAGCGAGGCCGCCGAGGCAGAGCGCCGACGGCGUCUCCGCCUGUCCACAAUUCCGGAGGCCCUGAGCCCCACAUCCCCAACGACUUCACGGGGCGCCGGGUCGCGCUUCAACCGAAAGUCGGCACGGCGAUCGUACGGACCCAACUGGCCGCUGGGCUCAGCCGACCCGCUCGAGUCGCAUCCGAUGCCACCCCCGCCCCCGCCGCCGUCAACGCAGCAGACCCCCGAUCCGGAAAAGAGGACCGGUAUCGAACAAGAGACAGCAAACACACCACAGAUCCAAGCCCCGAGAAUGGUGCCGACGCUAAAUCUGCCCACGCCGCCGCCGCCCACAGCAGCAGCAGAAGGUCACAAACCAUCUUCCGGAACCCUAGUUCCACAGCUUGAAAUGGAGCCGGUAAGCCCCGUGGAUGACGACACACAAAGCAUCCGCGUUUCACCCAUUACACCCGACUCGACACGGGUAAUGCUCACAAGUCCACGCCUGAGCUAUCACCCCGUGAGUCCCAUGGACGCGGCCUUUAACGACGAGGUGGAGAGGCGGGUGAGCCGGCUCGAGGGCGCGGGACCACCCCCUGUGCUGUCAGCAGGGAGUGUUGGUGCUGACCGGUCGGGCGAGGUGUCGCCGAUUGAUGGCGACGACAAUGGUGGCGCGCAUCCGCUUGAUAAUCGGCUCAGUCUCAUUUCCGUGCCGACGCGGGGCCAAGAUGGCGCUGCUGCGACAAAUCUGGACGAGAUUGUCAGUCCCGUGAGCCCCGAGGAUGAAGAGGACAAGUCCGGGCCGGGGGUCACCGCAGAAAAGAAGGUUGACGACAAGGAAGAAGAGAGCCAGAAUGCGGGUGAAGUGAGCCCCAUGUCAGUAAGUCCGGUUGAGAGCCGGAGAAGUAGUUUGUGGAGGUAA